Molecule: messenger RNA, 197 nt
Organism: Symbiodinium necroappetens
Lineage: Eukaryota; Dinophyceae; Suessiales; Symbiodiniaceae
Source: the annotation of a GenBank genome assembly
AUGAUCCAGUCUCCGAACAGCUUCUUCAUGGACGUGAAAUGCCCUGGGUGCUUGCAGAUUACUACUGUCUUCAGCCACGCUCAGACCGUCGUGUUGUGCGGCAAUUGCAACGUGAUGGUGCUGGCUUUGUCGAAUGUCACGUUGGUUCUCCGGUGUUGCUGCAGCAAGUGCUGUUUCGAUCUUGAGCGACUCAUCAG